AGAGGUUCAGCCAGGCUCCAAGAAAAAGGCGUUCAUUCGAAACUACCAGGGCUGGGCUUUGCUUUUCUCACUCCAGACCUUCUGGCAAGGCGUGCCUCUCACAGAGCACCGAGGGUUGGGGCUGAUAGGGCUGUGGGCACUGGAACUCAGUAGGAUGCAUGCAGUGGCCUCACCAGCCUUCCUCUGAAAGCAACUGCUGCAGGAAAUGCCCAUCUUUUGGGCUUCUGAGCAAAACACGCAGGCUUUGAAGAGAUGUAGCUUGCUUUUGGUUUGUAGCAACAAACUUGCAAUGAAGGAUCACCCUCUGAGUGGGAGCCAGGUCAAAGUGGAACAAUUGUUUGAGGACUCUGGGAACAGGAGGAGCAGUACCCUUCAGUCUGCAGGAAUUACUUGUUCAGAAAGAUCUCUUCCUUCCCUCACAAAAGAUAAAAGCAUAGAGAGCUUAAGCACUUCUAAAGGUGGCAGCAGUUCCUCAAAAGCCCACAAGGCCGUUUCCCAGGCUCCAGAGCAAGCUGUCAAACAGUACAAGCAUCAAUUAUCUGCAUAUGAGCAGCAAGAGAUAUUUAACUUCUCUGAGAUUUACUUUGUGGGUCCAGCUGCAAAGAAGAGGCAAGGAGUGAUUGGUGGACCCAACAACGGAGGUUAUGAUGAUGACCAAGGCAGCUACAUUCAUGUGCCCCACGACCAUCUCGCUUACCGCUAUGAAGUGCUCAAAAUCAUCGGCAAGGGCAGUUUUGGACAAGUUGCUAAAGUCUACGAUCACAAACUCCACCAGCAUUUAGCCUUAAAGAUGGUUCGUAAUGAAAAGAGAUUCCAUCGGCAAGCAGCAGAAGAAAUCCGGAUCCUGGAGCACCUGAAGAAGCAGGAUAAAACUGGCAGUAUGAACGUUAUUCACAUGCUGGAAAGCUUCACCUUUCGGAACCACAUCUGUAUGACCUUUGAACUCUUGAGUAUGAACUUGUACGAGCUGAUAAAAAGAAACAAGUUCCAGGGCUUCAGCAUCCAGCUGGUGCGCAAGUUUGCUCACUCUAUACUGCAGUGCUUGGAUGCUCUCUAUAGAAACAAAAUCAUACACUGUGACUUGAAGCCGGAAAAUAUCCUCCUCAAACAGCAAGGGAGGAGUGGAAUCAAGGUUAUAGAUUUUGGGUCCAGCUGUUUUGAGCACCAAAGAGUCUACACGUACAUUCAGUCUCGAUUUUAUCGAGCACCGGAGGUAAUUCUAGGCAGUCGCUACGGGAUGCCCAUAGACAUGUGGAGUUUUGGCUGUAUUCUGGUGGAGCUGUUGACUGGAUACCCUCUUUUUCCUGGAGAGGACGAGGGAGACCAGUUGGCUUGUAUGAUGGAGCUUCUUGGCAUGCCCCCUCAGAAGCUUUUGGAUCAAUCCAAGCGAGCCAAGAACUUUAUCAACUCCAAGGGUCAUCCUCGCUACUGCACUGUGACGACACAUGCAGAUGGAAGAGUGACCCUCAACGGGAGCCGAUCGCGCAGGGGAAAAGUGCGAGGGGCUCCAGGGAACAAGGACUGGGUGACAGCACUGAAAGGCUGCGACGAUCCCUUGUUCAUAGAGUUCCUAAAGGAAUGUCUCAGCUGGGAUCCUGCUGUGCGCAUGACUCCAAGUCAAGCUUUAAGGCACCCCUGGAUUUGUAAACGAACCCCCAAACCACCCAGCACUGAUAAAGCCUCCAGUAAAAGGAUUUCUAGCUACACGAGUUCCUUCACAGGAAUUGGUUCCAAGUUGCCUCCUGUGGUUGGGGUAGCAAACAAGCUGAGGGCUAACUUAACAUCCGACGCCAAUGGCAGUAUACCUUUAUGUACUGUGCUGCCAAAGCUGGUCAGCUAGUAGCAAAUGACAUAUUGCCAGAAUACGUACUUUUUAUUUUAAUUAUUUGUUAAUAACGUCAAAGGAAGUUAAAGGCAGAGGUUUUUAAUGGAUUUAAACACUUAAAGGCCUAACUUUUAUCAAACUGUUUCUCUCGCAGCGUGGUGCGUGUGGCAUCCUGGGUAGGUCAGCUCAUCUGAUGGGUAACGUGGCAGUUUGGCUGCUAUGCUAUUUAAUAAUGCUGUUUUGCAAACCAAACUAUUUCUUAUCAAGACAGGUUAGGAGAUUAUUUUGCUUAAGACAGCAAGGGAAAUUGAUUUAUGAUGUGUAUUUUCAGUUAAUCCCCAAAUUAACUUUUUUUUUUUUAAUUGUAUUCUAGGGAGAGUUUUUACAUCUGUUGUCACAAGCACAAAUGCAUUAUUGGUGUAAUGCAUUAAGAACUCACUAACUUAUGUCUGAAGGAUUGGAUUCCUCUGUGCUGCUUUUCCCUCUUCUAAGAAUUUUAAGAAAUACCUUUGGGUAGAAACACCAACAAAUGUGGUGUUGACAUUUUGUAGUCUGAUUUUAAUUCUUUUUUUCCAGGGACACCAUGGAACACAGGAGGUGUAGAUAGAUGUAAUUCCUGCACAUGUGCUAUUUCCCUUAACAGUCUGUGGAAGGCUGACAGGGAAGCUCAAGGAGCAGAAGGAAUCCAUUGCAGGCCUGGGCUGCUUUGUUUGGGGCUGAUGAUUGCAUUACAUGUUUCUUGGAGCUCAGAUUUAUAAGUUCUCCCAGGUGUGUGUGUGUGUGUGUUUGCUCAUUGAUGUGAGCUCUUGGUUGGUUUGGUUUUGUUGUUGUGUGUGGAGUGAAUUCCAUUAAAUUCCAUGGAAAUCUAAAGCAUGCCACCCUGAUCAGGCAAGUAAAAGUUCUCAAGGCAUAGGAUAUAAUAAAACAUGUGUGGAACAGGCCUAAUAAAUAGAACAGCUCUCCAAAAUCUCAAUGUAGUCUCAGGAAGGACUGAUAAGAUGCAAAAACUCAUAGAUCCAAAUCAAGCUGCGUUAUGAGAUGAAUUAUUUUAAUUCUAAUCGCAUUCCUUCGGGUCUGUGCGAGGUGUUUCUGCAUGCCUGAGAUGUGUAAGCUUCUCAUUUCUUUAUCUUCCAAGAACACGGGGUGAUGGUGUGACCUGUAACGACAGCAGCACAACUUGUUCUGGUUCUCAGCUCUUGGAGCCACAUGGCAUGGGUCCAUUUACAAAAACAUCUGAUCUCCUGCCAGGUUCCUGAAUGCAAUUUUAAACACAAUUUAGAGCCUUUAUGAAGAGAGGGUUUUAAAUUUAAUGAGUUUCUCUGCAGCAAGUUUUUAGUACUGAAACAAGGAGACUUGUUCUACAAACAAACAAAAAAAAAGGCUCAGGGUGAUUUGUAAGAUAAGGUGACCACAUGUUCAAUAGCAGAGUUGCCUUCUGAGAAGAUGGGGCUGUGCUUUCAGCUUCGCCCUGCUCUAAUUACAGCACUGCUCAAAAGCUGGAUGGAAAGGCCAAAGAGUCAGAGCCAAAGCCCCAGGCUUCCCACAACUGUUCUUUAAGCAGAGAUUCUCACACAGGAGCUUUGCUGACUUGUGUUUUAUGAGGGUAAAUGCACUCAGUUCAGUGAUGCUAUUAAAACAGUGAAGUCUAGCUUUUAUCCACGUGGCCACGAGCAACACCAGUGCAUGUGUUGUUUGUGGUUCACUUCAUAAUAAGGUGUGAGUGGUGUUUUUGUUUGGCAGAGCUGAGCACUGUUUUGUUAGAAAGUACAACCAGGGAAACGGAUUUUGGGGGGAUGUGGUGGAACAACACCACCAAUUUUAGCAGCGUCUCUAAUAGAUGUGACACAUUUCUCAAAGCCAGGAACAUCCUAUUUCCUCCUCUGACUUUCCUAUUUGCAUUUUUAACUAUAUGUAUAUAUAUUUUUGUCUUUUAAACCAGCUGGGUGAGGAAGAAGGGGAACCUUUUGAGGAGCAGUAGCUUGGUAAGAAAGAUGUGUAGAAAAGGAGCACUUUCUAUAGAAAGACUGUACAGUGGUGGUAGUGUUUGGAGCCAGGAAGACAGAGAGUUUGUGUUAGGAGCUGUGCAAGGAGAAGAUGGAAUACCCUUUUUUCAGGAGCAGCGACCAGUGGCUUGGCAGUAGAACACUUUUCAUCUCUGCAAUACCCAAAGUGGAAUGAUUAUUCUCCUGGGACUUCUGGUUAUGACGAGGUAACUUCUCAUGUCACAGCUGUGAAACUACAAAUGGAGUCAUUAGCUGGCAAAAACAUUGGCUUUUUCCUUCAAAAAUGUGUUUGCCUUGACCUGACCAGGCAAGGUGCUCUCUGUGAGCUGUGCAUGUUUAAGAAUCAGCCUCAUUUACCUGGGACUAUUCCUGUAUUUUAAAAUCACACAGUUAACUAUCUUGCUAAUUUGAGGCUCUGAUCGAUGUGGCCACAGCAGAUGAGAAGGAAAAAGAAGCAACUUUGGAAGAUUUCUACCGUAUUGAAAAAAGGUUCUACAUAACCCAGAGAGCACAGCUCUGUGUUUAUUUACUAAGCCCCAUUUUCUUACGCAGUAUUUGCUUUCUAGGAAGAGUGUGGCACGGUGUGCCCAAAGUGGGAGAGCCCUUCAAGGGAGAUAAUGAAUCCUGUGUCUUGGGAGAGCUGAGUUCUCAUCCCUACAAACACUUCCCUUGUUGAACUCGUGGUGGGUUCCUAUGGGAAUCACACCCAGCCGUGCUCACAGGGCUGGAACACAGGCUGUGUUGUUAACAGUGUUGUUUAUCAACCACGGAUGUGUUUGCAGUGUCAGUCUUGAGUGAGAUGAUGUGGAAGCUCAAAUUCACAUUUGCUUUUUGGGCAGCCGAGCACUAUAGUGAGAUCUGAGGUUGUCAGGAGUGCAUCACUUUUGUUACUUGUGAUACUGGUUAGGAUGCUGAAGUGAUACAGGGCUGAACUCAUCUAAAUAGAUGAACAAGACAGUGUUUGUUUUUGUGGAACCUCUUUGUUUUGUCAGCACUCGUGAGGUUCCCCUGCACCCUCAGUCAUGUUAGGAAGUUAGCAUGCCACAGAUGUCAAUUGCUUGGGAUUCUGACAAAACAGGCAUCACGUUUCUAGGAAUUGUAAUGAAGUCAUCCAGACUUGUUUUUCAGUGUUCCUUACGGUGUUCCUUCUGUUUGACUGCUCGUUAUCAUUACUCUUUGUGUCAGAAGUAACACGCUGUUUGCUGUCUGCAUUUUUAGCUGUUUGUUUUAGCAGUAUUUGUAAUACAAAACAAAUGACAAGGCACGAGCAUCUGCCAGAUAUGCAUUGCUUUUACGCUGGGGUCCAAAUACUACGCAGCUGUCUCAGUUGCAAGGAGAAACUUGUUUCUGUUUGAACUCAGUGGGGCAGUGAUGUGGUCACUGUGGGAUGCAGUGCUGCAGCCCCCAAAGCAGGCUGGUUUGGGCUCAUCAAGGGCAGGCAGCGCACACUCUGCCUCCAAUGUGCUCUUUGCUAGGGUUUGCUGCCCAGUCUGUCCUGUCUGAACAGGAGUUGUGCUUGCCUGGUAAGCUCAGAGCUCAGAACAAACCCCUCUGUAAGGUUUGAGGUGCAUUAUGCAGUCUAUCAUUGUUUACAAUAGCUGUGAGGGCUUCCGUGCUGUUGGAAGCUGUUGGAAUUUCGCAGUAGAGGUUCUUUGCAAUGGUCAUCUUUGAAUCUACCUCUGAAAUAAACCUCGGGUCCUUUCUAAAGGGAUGUUCACCGCAGACUGCAGCUCUAUUUUGUUUUUUUAAAACACUGAUAGCUGUUUUGGCUGUGAAAUGUACACAUGAUGAUCUCAGCAAUGUCUUACUAAUCCUAUCCACAUAAGCGAAAGGCUGAUUGUGCACUCAGAUCUGGGCUGAAAUGAUUGACACAAAUCCCCUGCCUGCCAAAGUUUAAUGCUGGUAUGGAAGCGAAGAGCCAAAAUAACAUGGGAAGAUCUGCAGUGCUUCUGUGUGAUACCCAGCUGGGAUGGAAAGCAAGCCACAGUGAAAGACUUUUCCUUAAUUAAAAGAGCUUGCAGCUUUUCCAUGCGUCGAGCACUAGGAGCUGUGGGUACCCAGCAUGUCUGAAACUGGACAUGAUGGUUUUUAUAUCUGAUGUAUAUCACAGAUACCACUUGAUGAUUAUUCUUUUAUUUUUUUUUAACUUGAUAAGGGUUUGGGGAAAUGUCUACACUUCCCACUUUGCAUAAAAGAGCUCUCGAGUGUUCAGAAGCUCCACCACCACUUUGUUCUCAGCUCCCACUGUCACGUUUUAGACCUUGGGGUCAUCAGAGCAGUCUUGCAUGGGUGAGCAUUGCUGUGUUCAGAGGGAGCACAGACCUCAGCCCUGCAGGAACAACCCGUGUUCCCUAUCCAUAGUACUGUGCCUUAUUAUUUGACCAGCCUACAUUUGUCUUGGUGCAAUGAAUUUACUAUUCAGGGUUUCUUAUACUUUGCAGCUGUCCACACUAAAUGUCGGUGCGUGUGAGGAAUUUACAGGUUAGCCUUCUUUAUUGUAAAUACUGUGAGGUGGAAAUGUAGGAAACACUUAAGGUGCAUGUGAACAUAACCCUGUGAAGGAACACUUGAAGUCGGUCUCAAGCUCUGUAUCUCAAUGUGACGGGCAGAUAUUUCCUAAUGUUGUACUUCAGUUCGUUUUUAAAAGAAAAUAAAUGCAUAAUUUUCUUUAGCAUCAGACUGUGAAUUCCUGAAAGAAGAGCUUGGUUUUAAUCUAGUAUGGAUUGCUUCCAGUGAGUGCAAAGUGCUGCUGUUGUUUGUGUGGCCAGGUGCUGCCCUUCGUGUCGAAGCAGAGAUGGGCAGGAGGUUUUUGGACCCUACGUGGUGAUUUCAGUGUCUCUGUGCUGAUGGAGCUCUCUGAUGUGACAAACGUGCUGUAAUUAGAACAUCCCGCAGUUUUGCCAUAACAUUGGUUGGUCAUCACUUUCUUAUUUAGCCCAGUGUUCUUUUUAAGGCUCAGAAUCCUGCUUAUCCCCGGGCUGCGCUGAGAAAUCCAGCAGCAGCCACUUAAGGAAGAUUUGCUUUUAUUAGAAACCUAUAAAUGGGAAACGUCCUGCACACCAGUGGAUAUCGGAAUAGUUGGGAGGUGAAAUCAUCCUGCAAUAAAAAGGUCUGUAGUUACGACCUGCGUGGUUAAGUGAUGUACAUUACAUGCAGAGCCACUUUGCAGGCAGCAGAAUGAGGUUUUUCCCUUCUUUUAGUGUGGGUGAAUGUUUGAUGAAACAAGAGCUGGUAUAGUAACAGAGGGUGUACAUACAGACACUGGGUGUUCUCUGAGUCUCUUUAUGUGUGGAUACAUGGAUGUAAAUGCAGGCUGUAGGCUCUGGGCUGUGUGCUCCCAUAGGGCUGCAGUACUGGCAGUCCUCUGGAGUGGCUCUCAGCCCUUCACACACACACUGCUCACAGGAGGGUUUGGCCCAUGCCUUGGGAUUGCUUGGGCUGCAGUUUUGCCCAUAAUUAGGUUUUCUAGAAGCAUCAGAGCCAGUGCUGCUCUCCAUGUGAUUCAUCUUAUCCUUUUUAUAAACGGAGUCGUCCUCUGCACAGAAGAUGAAUGGAUGGUGGGCUGUGCUGGGAUUGUUUUCUUUCCUCUUGUCAGAUCUGCCCCAAAAGGCUCUGCAAACACUUCUCAGGACAACCACGUGUGUGGAUGCUCAGAAGCACAAUUGCUCUGAAGGUUCCUUCCUUCCCCAUCACCUGAGUGCAGCCGUUUCUCCCUCUCCUCUCACAAUUUGGGUUCUGUGAGCCAUUCCCAUGGCGUGUUUCAGUUUUGCUCUGUCUGUGGGGCUGAAAUGCACUCGGUGGAGCCUGCCAUGCCCUGCUGCUGAGAAGAGCUUUCUGAAGACGCCGAAGCCUCAGCCCCAGCCUUGACUGUGGAGCAGCACCUUGUAGGGGUUUGCAUUCCUCUAGAAGCUCUGAAAUUUGGCUUUGCAAGUGGAGGGGCUGGGAGAGCUGAGAAAGAAAAGAGCUCAGAGGAAAGGAUUCCCACUGGCUGUGCUCUGCAUGGCUGAGCUGCAGGCUCGCACUGGUCCUCCUGCACAGCUAUAGGAUGAGAAGGAAGAACACAAGUUUCCCUCAGUGCCACUACGGAUGUUCAAAGGUCCUCACCCGUAUCUGCACAGCCCAGGGCCCUGCACUGAAGUGAUGUCUUUAAUAUCUCUGUUCAGUGCUGGGUGACAGCAGUGCUGAUAGUGCUGGCAUUGCUGCUCCGGGAGGCGCUGGUGACGGAUGGCAGAAAUGAAGCGGUGCUGGAGCGCUGAGCAGCCAGCUGUGAAGGCAUCAGAGAGGAGAGGUCAUGCAGGGAAUUCACACCAGAAGUUUCCUCUCUUGAAUUGAAGCACAAAAUAAAUGUGGGCAGGCGAGCAGAGAUGGUUUUUCUGGUAUGAGCAUAAAUCUCUGAGCCAUAAGCUGAAUAUCCCCUGUAUAUCCCUUCACAAUUCCCUUCGUUGCUGUUGCCCUGUGCAGAGCUCAGUGCAUUGCAAGCCUUUGGCACCGCUCUGUCCCUGUGCUGCCAGCUCAUCCUGCAGAGCUGUGCUGGGGCUGAGCACCCAGGGGACCUCCUGCCCCAGCUGUGCCCACAGCAGUGUGCUGCCUGCAUGUUCCUCUGGUCUCCUUUGGAUGCACAUAAACUGGGAUGCUGCAGUUUCUGCUCCUUUGCUGGGAAGUGCUGCAGGAUCCUGGGGGCUUUAUGUCCCUCAUCAUCUCAUUUCUUGCUGUGUGAGGCAAUGGUG
Lagopus muta (rock ptarmigan) is the source of this 8555-nucleotide messenger RNA. It is a transcript of the gene DYRK3, whose product is annotated as dual specificity tyrosine phosphorylation regulated kinase 3. The transcript is spliced from 2 exons. Gene Ontology annotation, biological process: positive regulation of cell cycle G2/M phase transition; peptidyl-serine phosphorylation; peptidyl-threonine phosphorylation. The record is from RefSeq and is a predicted model, not a curated record. The coding region runs from base 206 to 1840 and encodes 544 amino acids. Gene Ontology annotation, molecular function: ATP binding; protein serine/threonine/tyrosine kinase activity; protein serine/threonine kinase activity. Gene Ontology annotation, cellular component: nucleus. Lineage: Eukaryota; Metazoa; Chordata; Aves; Galliformes; Phasianidae.